UGGUACUUGACACCGGAGGAGUAGUCUUCUCCUAAACAAUCCGCGUGGAACAUUUCAACCACUAUAUCACAUUUUGGCAACUUCUAAAAGAGUCGAAUGCUUCUGUAGCACAGCUACAUGCAGAAACAUAUUCCGUUACUGCUUCAGAAGACUCUCUGUGCAGUACAGCAGGCGUGUGGAAGAGCUGUCAGAUGUCAGCAGGUGUCCCUGGUGUGCAGAGUUUCCCUUCACUGGUGCUGCUCUGAACAUCUACACCCUCCUGUUUAUGCAGGACCGUUUUCAGAGACACGUCUCACAUCAGGACCUCCUAAAACCAGUCUCCACCAGAUCUCCCCUCGCUGGCCUGUCCUCCAUCAGCGCGUCUCUCACCGCUCAGAUAUGUCCGAGCAGAGGUUUCUGGUGGAAUAUGCCAAGCGCGGCACCGCCGGCUGCAAGAAAUGCAAGGACAAAAUCCAGAAGGGCAUCGUGCGCAUUGGGAAGAUAGUCCCCAACCCCUUCAGCGAGUCGGCAGGAGAGAUGAAGGAGUGGUACCAUGUGAAAUGUAUAUUUGAGAAGCUGGAGAGGUCAAGAGCCACCACAAAGAAGAUCGAAGACAUCACAGAGCUGGAGGGCUGGCAGGAGCUGGAGGAUGAUGACAAGGAGCUCAUCAACAAACACGUUUCAGACCUCAUGGCUAAAGUCAAUGCAAGUCCAAAGAAGAAGGCGCAAGGCAAAGCUAACGCCACGAGUCAGCCGGUGGCCGACGCCUCAGUCAACGCACCGCGCAAGUUUUCAGGUUUCACUGCUGCAAAGGCCGGCAGCUCCAGCAGCCCCGGAGCCCCCCCCGGAGCCCCCGCCGGAGCCCCCGCCGGAGCCCCCGCCGGAGCCCCCGCCCUGUCCUCGCAGCUCUCUGACCCCCGGCACAAGGACUGCCUCCUCCGAGAGUUCCGCAAGCUGUGCGCCCUGGUGGCCGAGAACAACAGCUACAACACCAAGACCCAGAUCAUUGAGAGGUUCCUGAAGAAGGGUUCUGCUGGAGACAGAUUCCAUGGAGAUCUGUAUCUGACGGUGAAGCUGCUCCUGCCCGGCGUGGUAAAAAGCGUCUACAACCUCAACGACAAGCAGAUCGUAAAACUCUUCAGCCGCAUAUUCAGAUGCGACCAGGAGGCCAUGGUGCGAGACCUGGAGCAGGGCGAUGUGUCUGAGACUGUGAGGAUAUUCUUUGAGGAGAGUAAAUCUUUUCCACCUGCUGCCAAAAGCCUCCUCACCAUCCAAGAAGUGGAUGCAUCCCUGACCCGCCUCGCACAGCUGACCAAGGAGGAUGACCAGCAGGGCGAGCUGGAGACCAUUGCCAGGAAAUGCACCAGUAAUGACCUCAAAUGCAUCAUCAGGCUCAUCAAACACGACUUAAAGAUGAACGCCGGUGCCAAACACGUUUUGGAUGCAGUGGAUCCAAAUGCUUAUGAUGCCUUCAAGGCCUCACGUAAUUUGGGCGACGUCAUUGAGAGGGUAUUAAGAAACCAGCAGGACGUGUCCAAUGGUUCCGGACCCAGGAAGCUGCUCACCGUGGAGGCGUCCCUCAUGACCCCCGUCCAGCCCAUGUUGGCUGAAGCAUGCAAAUCCGUCGAGUACGCCAUGAAGAAAUGCCCAAACGGGAUGUACUCUGAGAUCAAGUAUGAUGGGGAGCGUGUGCAGGUCCACAAGAAUGGAGACACCUUCAGCUACUUCAGUCGCAGCCUGAAGCCCGUCCUUCCUCACAAAGUGGUCCAUUUCAAAGAGUACAUCCCUCAAGCUUUCCCUGGUGGCCACAGCAUGAUUCUGGAUGCUGAGGUCCUCCUUAUUGACACAAACACCAGUAAACCUCUGCCCUUUGGGACCUUGGGUGUGCACAAGAAAGCAGCCUUUCAAGAUGCCAAAGUGUGCCUAUUUGUUUUCGACUGCAUCUACUUCAAUGGUGUGAGUCUCAUGGAGAGGCCUCUGUGUGAGCGCAGGAAGUUCCUGCACGACAACAUGGUGGAAGUCCCCAACAGGAUCCUCUUCUCAGAGAUGAAGCACGUCACUAGGGCAGGGGAUCUGGCUGAGAUGAUAACACGGGUCAUCAGAGAGGGGCUGGAAGGGCUGGUGCUGAAAGACGUCAAGAGCACCUAUGAGCCAGGCAAGCGCCACUGGCUGAAGGUAAAGAAGGACUACCUGAACGAGGGGGCCAUGGCGGACACGGCCGACCUGGUGGUGCUGGGGGCCUUCUACGGGAAAGGCUCCAACGGGGGCAUCAUGUCCAGUUUCCUGAUGGGCUGCUACGACCCCGACUCCAACAAGUGGUGCACAGUCACCAAGUGCUCUGGAGGCUAUGACGACGUGCUGCUGGCCCGGCUGCAGAAGGAGCUGGACGUGGUCAAAAUCAGCAAGGAGCCCAGCAAAAUCCCCGGCUGGUUGAAAGUUAUCAAGAACUAUUAUCCAGAUUUCAUUAUCCGGGAUCCUGAGCGAGCGCCGGUCUGGGAGAUCACCGGAGCCGAGUUUUCUAAAUCAGAAAUGCACACGGCUGACGGCAUCUCCAUCCGCUUCCCCCGCAUGACCAGGAUCCGUGACGACAAGGACUGGAAGAGCGCCACCAACCUGCACCAGCUCAGAGUAGGACUCCUGCAUUACCGCAUUACACACCAUUCUCUUAAUGAGAACCCUGAAAGGUUCAUUAGACGCUGGGCACUGGAGCUGUUCCGCAUUUCCAAGGAGAACUGCGACUUUAAAGUGACGGCUGGUCCUUCCACUGAGGACAGGGGCUCGUCGGGGGGGGACAGCGGAGGAGCCUCCCCCUCCACCUCCACCCACACCCCCACCCCCACCUCCACCCCCACCCCCACCAGCGCUCAGAGCAAGAAGACCAGCAGCAGAAAACCGACCAAAGCACCGGUGGUGAAACCUGAACCGCGCCCCCCCAGCUCAGAGGGCCCCAGCGCAAAGAAGGCUAAAAAGAGUGAAAAUAGCCACAGCAAUGGACAACCCAAGCCUAAAGUGACCUCUCAGCUGCUGGAGCCACGGAACGACAAGGUCAGUGAACGAGUGUUUUUAGCUGAGGACGACCGUGAACACACCCCCCCCAUCAGCACGCUCUCAACGCUGCUGGACAUCUUCAGUGGGGUGAAGCUCUUCCUGCCCGCCUCCACUCAGGACUCUGACCGUCUGAGGAGGUACUUUGUGGCGUACGACGGGGACCUGGUGCAGGAGUACGACGCCGCCUCGGCCACACACACUCUGGCCCAGCCCGGGGGGGGCGGCCGGGCCCUGAGGGUCUCCCCCCGCUGGGUGUGGGAGUGCAUCCGCAAGAGGCGGGUGCUGCCCCCCUGCUGACCGCAGAACCCACACACACCAACACUACACGUUAGGCCAGAUCACACACACUGGACAUCAGGUUUGGAAAGCUCCACC
Molecule: messenger RNA, 3402 nt
Organism: Menidia menidia (Atlantic silverside)
Lineage: Eukaryota; Metazoa; Chordata; Actinopteri; Atheriniformes; Atherinopsidae
Source: the annotation of a GenBank genome assembly